AGGGAUGAAAGGCAAAGUCGACCUCGGCGGAAUUUGAACUCGGAACGUAACUGCAGAUGAAAUACGGCUACGCAUUUCGCCCGGCGUGCUAACGAUUCUGCCAGCUUGCCGCCUUAACAUACUUAUGUUCAAGAAGUAUGGAAUGCAUUCUGUGUUAAUAUAUUUCUGCAACAGGUUAUUCUUAGAUAACGACAACUCACUAUUUAUUUAUGUAAUACCUUUUUACACCAGACGUGUAUACUCAUAUCAUAACAUAUUAUUUAGGCAUUUGCAGGUUAAUCGCUAAAUUCACAGUUAAUGGAGAUACUGGAAAUAUAGCAAAAUAAAUAUUUGUUAAGAAUAACGAAAAAGAAAAAAAAGACAACUGUGUAUUGUAGCGUGAGCAGAAAAGCUAUGGAAACGGAAUUGUGUGAGGAUUUUGUUAAAUGUGAAACACCAUCUAAAAGAAAUGAUUUUACUGACGAGAUACCAACUGAUAUACAAACAUCAUCAUGCUACCCUGAUAUCUGUAAAAAGUCAUUCUCAGAAAGUGGUUGCUUAAAUUCUCACAAAGAUACUCAUACAGAAGAGAGACCAUAUCAGUGUGAUAUCUGUGGUAAAUCAUUCUCACAGAAAGGAAACUUAAGUAAACACAAACGUAUUCAUACAGGUGAGAAACCAUAUCACUGUGAUAUCUGUGGUAAAUCCUUCUCUCAGAAAGGUACCUUAACUACACACAAACACAGCCACACUGGAGAUAAACCAUAUCAGUGUGAUAUCUGUGGUAAAUCGUUCUCUCUAAAUCACCACUUAUCUGCCCACAAACUCAUUCAUACAGGAGAGAAACCAUAUCAGUGUAAUUUUUGUGGUAAAUCAUUCUCACGAAAUGGUUCCUUAACUAAACACAAACGUCUUCAUAGGGGAGAAACACUAUCAAUCUCUUAACAACACACAAACACAUUCCUACAGGAGAGAACCCAUAUGAGUGGCAUAUAUGAUAAAGCAUUCUCACAUAAAAGACAACGUUUGUAUGUAUUCAUACAAAGGAGUAAUUACUCAUUCAUUUUGUCCAUUUUUUUUUCUAUGACGAUUCCAUCUAACAUAUUUUUGCGAAGUAAGAAAAGAUAUUGCUGAUUUAUUUCGCAUUUUGUGUAAAUCGAUGAUAAAUGUACUCUUAGUAUAUCAGUGGUAAUAUCACUGUACAACUGUUAUGUUAAAAGAAGCUUGAGAGGCGGUUGGAUGGAACCUACACUCGCCUCCUUAUGAGAGCUCAAAAUCUCUCGUGGAGGCGCCAUCCAACUAAAAUGCAAAUAUAUGGGAAAUUACGACCUGUGUCAUC
This is a messenger RNA of Octopus sinensis (East Asian common octopus), 1318 nucleotides long. RefSeq names its product zinc finger protein 675-like. Lineage: Eukaryota; Metazoa; Mollusca; Cephalopoda; Octopoda; Octopodidae. The transcript is spliced from 2 exons. Bases 394 to 924 code for a protein of 176 amino acids. The record is from RefSeq and is a predicted model, not a curated record.